Molecule: messenger RNA, 1674 nt
Organism: Fibroporia radiculosa
Lineage: Eukaryota; Fungi; Basidiomycota; Agaricomycetes; Polyporales; Fibroporiaceae
Exons: 2
Coding region: 1-1674 (557 amino acids)
Source: RefSeq, a predicted model, not a curated record
AUGUUCGCCAAGGACGUCACAAACAUAGGCAGAGCUAUGUCAAGCAGAACAGACUCUUCAUCUGUGACACCUUCCCUGACUCCCGAUUACAGCCAAGGUUCUCGUGCAAAUGCUCAGAGAUCAGCGUCUCGUUCGACCUUGGACCUACCCACACGACGGGCUUCGCCAGCUCCCAAGUCUGCGCACAACCUCAGCCCUCAGUCGCGCCGGCAGCUGAGAUAUGGUCGCGCGCAAGAAGCUCUCCGAACAACGUUCCUCACUUGCGCGUCUGAGCCCUCUCCUACUGACCAACAGAUCCACGCGCUGGAACGCGCGACCGCGUUCCUCAGUGCGCAGGCUCGCGAUGCACGAGAGCGAGCGACAAAGCUUCGCGCGUGUCUUGCAGAUAAAGUAUCGGACGAGGUGCAGAAAUUGGGUGCAGGAGCGUAUCAGGCUAUGCUACGCGAACGUUGGAUGGCAGAGCGAAGGUGUGCUGCGAGAGAAGAGCAGGCGCGCGCCCUUCAGAUAUGUCUGACACAGCUCACGACUACCAACGUAGAUGGCUCCAGCCUACGCGGCGCUAGCAACGUCUCCGCAGCGACUGUGGCUGGUCGGUCGCCUGGCCUCCAGACCCGGCGCAAGACAAAUCUGACACACUUUCUCGAGCGGUCGCCUACCCGGACGGCAUUCCCUCACCGUUCCAGGGCGUCUCCGGUCCACCACGCGAUCACCUCGCCGCGGAGAAAGACGAUCAGCCGCGUGCGUUCGCUGAGGCUGCGCGCCUCGGCGUGUGCGUUCUCCAUGUCCCACGUCAACGCACACCAUACGCGUGCGGACUCGCAGGACGACCGCGCAGACACCCCCACACUAUGCGAUCGCUCCGGCUCUCCUCCGCCCUCACUUGCCCCCGCUCAGCCUUCCAUGACCUCCGCCGCGCACGACCCCCGCUCCCUCCCACCAGCACAACCCCACACAAGCACACUCGCCACCAUGAGCCCCGCUACGGGCAUCGCGCACAUCUUCGCCGCGGCACACCCCCGCACUAAGGCCGAGAUCCUCGCACAGCUCGCUCACGACGAACAUGGUGCCGCGACAAGCAUCAUUCCCGGAUACGCCGUCGAUCUGCUCGACGAGCUCGUCGCGACCGAACUCGACGUCUCGCUCCGCCCCGUACUCCCACCCCCAAGCACCGCCCGCACAGGCUUCUCCGCCUCCACUCUGCGCGGAGCGUCGCCUUCCGGUUCCUCUACGACGAACUCGCCCGAGUCGUCUGGAGCUUCAAGGUCGUCAGAGUCGUCAGGGACGGCGCGGGAGCUAUCCGGGAGAGGCAGGGAAGCUGGUCAACUGGGGCUCAAGCCGCACGAGCAGGCACAGGCUGCUGCUGCGCCCACACCCGCGCCCGUGCCCACACGUCCAACAACACAUGGUGCACCCCCCGCGCCGUCGUCUGGCACGUUCCGCCGGAGCCUGCAUCUUGGGUCGCUGCACCCGGCUGCUCGUGCGAAGAAGUCGAGCGCGCCUGCGGACGAUGUACGAGGGCGCGCGUCGGCGUCGCUCUCGUCCGUUCCGGAGUCGGUGGGGUCGCGUGUACCGGGCGAGAAGCGCGGGUCGUUCAACUCGUACGAGACGAGGAAGAGCGAGGCGGGACUGGUGUCGCGUGUGCGAAACAGACUGUCAGGGCUUGGACGACGAUGA